AUGGGUUCCUUUCAAAAGUACAAAAAUCCUGAGGAUUACCUAACCAACAUUAAGAAGAGUCUGGGUGUAUUUCUCUGGGAAGCAGGCCUUUCUGUCUUGUUCUGUGCCAUUUUCAGGCAGGAGUUAAUUGGCAAAUUUAUUUUUGUUACCCCUGCAGGCACUACCAAGUCUGAAGACCGUGCUGCUUUGCUGAAGAAAUUCAAUGAACCUGGGUCCCAAUAUUUCAUUUUCUUGUUAAGCACGAGAGCUGGAGGCCUGGGCUUAAAUCUUCAGGCAGCUGAUACAGUGGUCAUCUUUGACAGCGACUGGAAUCCUCAUCAGGAUCUGCAGGCACAAGACCGAGCUCACCGCAUCGGUCAACAGAACGAGGUCCGGGUGCUGAGACUCUGCACUGUGAACAGCGUGGAGGAGAAGAUUCUCGCAGCCGCAAAAUACAAGCUGAAUGUGGAUCAGAAAGUGAUCCAGGCGGGCAUGUUUGAUCAGAAGUCUUCGAGCCACGAGCGGAGGGCAUUUCUGCAGGCCAUACUGGAGCACGAAGAGGAAAAUGAGGAAGAAGACGAAGUACCAGAUGAUGAGACUCUGAACCAAAUGAUUGCUCGACGAGAAGAAGAAUUUGAUCUUUUUAUGCGCAUGGACAUGGACCGGCGGAGGGAAGAUGCCCGGAACCCAAAGCGCAAGCCCCGCUUAAUGGAGGAAGAUGAGCUGCCCUCCUGGAUUAUUAAGGAUGAUGCCGAAGUAGAAAGGCUGACGUGUGAAGAGGAGGAAGAGAAAAUAUUUGGUAGGGGGUCUCGCCAGCGCCGUGAUGUGGACUACAGCGACGCCCUCACAGAGAAGCAGUGGCUAAGGGCCAUUGAAGACGGCAAUUUGGAAGAAAUGGAAGAGGAAGUACGGCUUAAGAAGCGAAAAAGACGAAGAAAUGUGGAUAAAGAUCCUGCGAAAGAAGAUGUGGAAAAAGCUAAGAAGAGAAGAGGCCGCCCUCCAGCUGAGAAACUGUCACCAAAUCCCCCCAAACUGACAAAGCAGAUGAAUGCCAUUAUCGAUACUGUAAUCAACUACAAGGACAGGUGUAACGUGGAGAAGGUGCCCAGUAAUUCUCAGUUGGAAAUAGAAGGAAACAGUUCAGGACGGCAGCUCAGUGAAGUCUUCAUCCAGUUACCUUCAAGAAAAGAAUUGCCGGAAUACUAUGAGUUAAUUAGGAAGCCAGUGGAUUUCAAAAAAAUAAAGGAAAGAAUCCGUAAUCAUAAAUACCGGAGCCUGGGUGACCUGGAAAAAGAUGUCAUGCUUCUCUGUCACAAUGCUCAGACGUUCAACCUAGAGGGAUCCCAGAUCUAUGAAGACUCUAUCGUCUUACAGUCAGUGUUUAAGAGUGCUCGGCAGAAAAUUGCCAAAGAGGAAGAGAGUGAGGAUGAAAGCAAUGAAGAGGAGGAGGAGGAAGAUGAAGAGGAGUCUGAGUCCGAGGGUAAGCCCAGGCAUCUGUGCCUCCACUCCUUUCCCCUUCUCACCUGCAUAGAUAUUUCCACAGAUGCUAAUGGAGGAGACUUUAGAGUUGAGCAGGUCUGGAUUCGAGUCCUNAUAUUUCCACAGAUGCUAAUGGAGGAGACUUUAGAGUUGAGCAGGUCUGGAUUCGAGUCCUUAGUCUACUUUGUCCUUGCUGGGCAACCUGGGGCCAUGUACCUACCUCUGCUCAUGCUCAGCUUCCUCAUCUGUAACACUAAGGAACAGUCAGAAGCAAGUGGGACUGACGAUGAGUGA
Molecule: messenger RNA, 1752 nt
Organism: Galeopterus variegatus (Sunda flying lemur)
Lineage: Eukaryota; Metazoa; Chordata; Mammalia; Dermoptera; Cynocephalidae
Product: probable global transcription activator SNF2L2
Exons: 11
Coding region: 1-1752 (583 amino acids)
Biological process (GO): positive regulation of transcription by RNA polymerase II
Cellular component (GO): nucleus
Molecular function (GO): DNA binding; histone binding; ATP-dependent activity, acting on DNA
Source: RefSeq, a predicted model, not a curated record